GAUAGCUUAUUCCCUUGGAAACGACGUCAUCCAAAAGGCUUUACACCCGAAGGCUCUACACCUAAAGACCCAAAAACUGAAGGCUCUACAUCUGAAGACCCAAAAACUGAAGGCUCUACACCUGAAGGCUCUACGCCUAAAGACCCAAAAACUGAAGGCUCUACACUUGAAGACCCAAAAACUGAAGGCUCUACAUCUGAAAGCUCUACAACUCAAGGCUCUACAGCUGAAGGCUCUAUGCCUAAAGAUACUACAAAAACAGAUCCUAAACUAAAGCAUCCCUAUGUUGUUCAUGCAGCAGUGAAUGCUGUCCUUAACAAAACUAGGGAGAGCAUUAAAGGAUGCACAAUAUAUGUAACACAUUUUCCUGAAAAUGACUGUGCUCAUGCAAUCAUAGAAGCUGAAAUAAGAGAAGUUGUUUAUCUUAAAUGGAAUAGUAGUAAUAGAGAAAAAGAUUAUGACAGAAUUAAGGAAUUGUUGGAUAAUAAUUCUGUUGAAUUAAGGGAAAUAAUGCGUGAAAAGAUAGAAGAGGAGAAUGAUCUCAAAGUUGUAACAGAACUAGAACAUAGAAUAGCUAACAAAAGUGAUGUUGAUGCUGACAAAGCAGCAAGGACAAUGGCAAUAUCAUGGGAACAGUUCUUCAUGGGGAUUGCAGAACUAUCAAAGACAAGACCAGGAGAAGACAAGAAUUCUAAAUGCAUAGUAGGAGCAUGCAUAGUGUCACCAAGCAAACAAGUAAUGGCAGUUGGAUACAGUGGAUACCCUGAAGAUAUGGAGAAGAUUGGUGAUAAAGCUUAUCAAGGAUACAAUGCAUCACAUGCUGAAUACAAAGCAAUUAUAAAGACCCCAUCAGUUAAAGGAUGUACGCUGUAUGUUACUAAAGAACCUUGUUGUGUUUGCGCUAAAAUGAUAGUACAAGCUGGAAUAAGCAAAGUGAUAUAUAAGGAUGAAGGGAAAGGAGAUAAAUACGCAGCUUCAAAAAUAACACUACCAACAUGUUUGAAAAUAAGACAAACACAAGUAGAAACUGUUUGGAACAGGCCCAAGAUUCCCAGGCACUCAGAGCCAAGCUGAGUCUCUAACAAAACUGGCAGCAUUCUAAAGGAAGGAGGGGGCUCAAAAAACAGCCUCCAUUUUUAGUAUUUUAUUUAAAAAACAUUGUUAGAGGUAUCUUCUUUUCCUCUCUUGGUCUGUUAGACAUUUUAGUUUUUGUAUAAUUGUAGAUGCACGCAUGUAGUUUUAGUUUAUUAAAGAAACUAACCUGUAUUUAACUUUAGCCA
Amphimedon queenslandica is the source of this 1280-nucleotide messenger RNA. RefSeq names its product deoxycytidylate deaminase-like. Bases 238 to 1074 code for a protein of 278 amino acids. Gene Ontology annotation, molecular function: dCMP deaminase activity. The transcript has 7 exons. Gene Ontology annotation, cellular component: cytoplasm. Lineage: Eukaryota; Metazoa; Porifera; Demospongiae; Haplosclerida; Niphatidae. The record is from RefSeq and is a predicted model, not a curated record.